Messenger RNA from Penicillium daleae, 1302 nucleotides. RefSeq lists its product as uncharacterized. Lineage: Eukaryota; Fungi; Ascomycota; Eurotiomycetes; Eurotiales; Aspergillaceae. Gene Ontology annotation, biological process: glucan catabolic process. The record is from RefSeq and is a predicted model, not a curated record. The coding region runs from base 1 to 1302 and encodes 433 amino acids. Gene Ontology annotation, molecular function: glucan exo-1,3-beta-glucosidase activity. Gene Ontology annotation, cellular component: extracellular region; cell surface. The transcript has a single exon.
AUGCGUUGGAGAUCUGCCUUUUUCAUCUCUUGUAUUGGCAUUGAAGGGGCCUUGAGCGCCCCAGGACGCCUCUCGCAGAACACCAAGUACGUUGACUGGAAGACGUUUAAGGCGUACGGUGUUAAUCUUGGUGGCUGGCUUGUCCAGGAGUCAACUAUCGACACCGUCUGGUGGGAUACCUACUCUGGAGGAGCUGCAGAUGAGUGGGGUCUCUACGAGAAUCUUGGCUCACAGUGUGGCUCGGUGCUGGAGAUGCGUUACGCAACCUGGAUUACAACAUCCGACGUUGAUGAUGCAGACAGAGCUGGUGUGACUCUGCUGCGUAUUCCGACAACAUACGCUGCUUGGAUCAAGUACCCUGGCUCGCAACUUUAUUCUGGCAACCAGAAGGCAUAUCUCAAACAGAUUGCUACCUAUGCAAUUGAGAAGUACGACAUGCACAUUAUCCUCGAUAUCCAUGGCCUACCUGGUGGUAUUAAUGGUCUGACCAUUGGAGAGGCCGAUGGUCAUUGGAACUGGUUCUAUAAUGAGACCAACUUUGACUACUCUAUUCAAGUCGUCGAUGCGGCUAUCUCCUUUAUUCAAGAAUCUGGCUACCCCGAGUCUUUUACCUUCGAGCCUAUGAAUGAGCCCGCUGAUAACGAAGAUCUCUCCACCUUCGGCACUCCAGCUGCUCUCUCUGACUCUGGCGUAGCCUGGGUUCUCAAGUACAUUCACGCCGUGCUGGAUCACGUUGGGAGAGUGAAUAAGAAGAUCCCCGUCAUGUUUCAGGGCAGCUUUAGGGGUGAGAGUUACUGGUCUGCCAAUUUCUCCAGCAACGCAAACCUAGUCUUUGAUGUGCACAACUACUACUUUGCGGGCCGCACUACUACCUCUGCUAAUGUGCCGUCAUAUAUCUGUUCUGAUGCCAAGGCAACUCCUGGAGACGGAAAGUUCCCCACAUUUGUUGGCGAAUGGUCAAUCCAAACUGUCUAUAAUAACACUUUCGCGCUACGGGAGCGCAACCUCAAUGUGGGUCUUGCAGCAUUCCACAAGUACUCACACGGUGGUUCUUACUGGACGUGGAAAUUCUCGGAAAAUGCUACGGUAGAUGGCCAAGGCACGCAGGCAGAUUAUUGGAACUAUAAGUACUUUGUUGAUAAUGUUUAUAUUCAUCCGGAAUCGACCUGGAGUAUUGCUGAGAGGAUGUAUAGUACCACCACUUUGGCGGCUGAUUGCGGCCACCAGAAACCCUUUAUUGCUUAUUUGACCACUCUAUUGACCGUCCUGACACUGCGACAGAUCCGCCUAUACGCAUCCUAA